AAUAACAUUGAAAACACGUGUUUACUGGGGGUCAUGUUGCACAAAAGACGUACAAAGACAGAGAAGCAAAACAACUUGUUUUAAAGUGACUUAUAAAUUAGUUUUGAAUUGCCUUGUAACAUGAAACAUUCAGUAUUAAAUAUUAAAACCCAAAUUAUGAGAACAAUCCCAGUGGGAACUGUAAGCUCCAAAAAUGUUAAACAAAUUUACAUGACAGAAUUUAUGUAACUGUUCUGACGGAGAACUGCUGUGAUUGUGUGGUCGCAUUGUACCCUCUAGUGGAGAAAAACAUACUAGCAACUAGGUUCAACUUUUUCUAUGAAAAUCAGUAGAAAAGCCUUGUCAGGCAAAAUGAACCAACAACUAUAAAUAUUGCACAGCUUUAUAUAAUUACUAGUUAUAAAAGACAGUUUGAGUGAAAAUAAAUGAAUACAAUAGGUGUACAUCUAGACUUCUCUUGACUUAAGUGUGCUUCUUGAAGAAGCCUUUUGCUUAAUUCUUUUGAGAAGACCUAGUGAAGAAUCUUAAAGGAUUAGUUCACUUCAGAAUUAAAAUUUCCUUAUAAUUUACUCACCACCAUGUCAUCCAAGAUGUUUAUGUCUUUCUUUCUUCAGAUGAAAAGAAAUUAAUUAAGAAAUUCCGUCAUUGACAAAAAAAAUUAGCGCUGACGGAAAAAUCUGAAGGCUGUCCGUCAUUUUGAUAGAUUACACUGAGGGUCUAUUGUAACUUGUAACUGUAAUUCUCACCCCUGUCCACUUGGUGGAGUGGACUUUUGCUGACUAUCAAGUUAAUGGAUAACGAAUGGCUUUUCUGAGUUACGUGACAUUGUUUACUGCUGUUUUAUUGAGGUCUUUUCGUGGUUGAAACACUGAUUGAGCGAUUACAUGGAUUUCGGAUGCUUGACCCAGCAGAUGAGUCAGUACUACCAGCAGCUGAUGCAAUGAUCGUUCCGCUGUCAAACACUGUUAUUCAUGAGACGUUUUUGUUUGCGUCAUUCCAUGGACACACAAGAAGAGUUACAAAGACAAAAAUAGCCUGUUAUGUAAUAUUGUGUAUGAAUACAUUUUUGAUUUACAUAAUCCACUAAUCUGUCCAAAUCAACCCUUAUUAGAGUCUCCCCAGUUCUUAUUUGAAUGUGCCAUUCAUGAACUCUGCUCAAGGCAAACCACGUUCUUUAAUAUGAAUCACUGAAUCUACCCCACAUAACAUUUUUGAAAAGAGUCUACUGUGCUCUCUCUCGCUCUCUCGCGCUCUCUCUCUCUCUCUCUUACUGGGCUACUGUGAAAAUCUGUUAUGCACAUUAAUCUGUGCGUGUUAGGUAAUCCAAAAUUAUCAAAUGUUCAGCACAGAUGAUUAACAGAGGGAGUUCAAGAGGAGAAGCCAAGGGAGGGAGGAAGGGAGAGAGGCACUGAACAUGUGAAAGAGAGAGCCACUCUGCAAAAGGAUUGCAUGUUGAUGUGUACAACAAGAGGGAGGACACUGUGAGAUGAUUGGUGCACAGAAAUAGCUCAGCCAAUCAGAGUGAUGACAGGAAAAUAACGGGCUCAGACAGAGAGAAAGCUUAGAGAGAGAGAAUAUCACUGACAUACAGAGGAGGAAGGCAACAAAAGUGGAUCAAAUUGGAAAGAGCAACUAUGACUACAGAUAGAUUAAUUCAUAGUGAGAUGUCUAGCAAUGGGUAGAGUGACAGAAGGGAAAAUCAACCAUUCUGCAGUGGAUCAUUCAAGGAUGCUUGAAGGUGCAGAAUCAGCCUCUUGGGAGAUAAUGCUGUGAAGGCCCUGAUCAGCAAGGCUGCACACAGCCAAACCAAAGCCAACGAGCUACAGCACUGGGUGGAGGCCGUGAACCGAUUCAAACGAGUGCGGAAAAAAAAGACACCAUGAGGACAUCCAGGAAAGGAAGCGUGGAAAUGCCUGCUUUUGUAAGGCAGCUGGUGAAGGAAACCGAGAAAAGGGUCACCUCCUUUUUUAAAGGGGGGCGAGGGGGAGGUGCAGGGGAGCUGUCCGAAGGUGAAGAGGGAGGAGAGGAGGAAGGGGUCAUCCCUAGCCCCUACUUAGAUCGACCGGUUCUGGACAAGCACAUGCAAGAGGGCUGUGCUUCCUGGGGACUUACCUACGCCCUGGCCAGCAUGCAGGGUUGGAGGGCCCACAUGGAGGAUUUCCACAACUGCUUCCCUCAGCUAGGAGGGGAACUGUCCCAUUGGGGGUUCUUCGCAGUGUUUGAUGGACACGCAGGAAGCGCGGUGGCCCAACACUGCUCCCGAAACCUGCUGGACCACAUCCUAGGCACAGGCAAGAUCCGAGCAGAUGCGGAUGUUGAAAGGGUCACUGAAGGCAUCAAGGAGGGCUUUUUUCUCAUGGACAAGCACCUUCAUGCCAUGGCUUGCCGUGAGGGUUGGGAACGCGGAGGGACCACUGUCGUUUCCACUGCUAUCACCCCGCACCACAUCUACUUUGUGAACUGCGGGGACUCUCGGGCCGUCUUGUGCCGUGCGGGGCGGGUGGCCUUCUCGACAGAGGACCAUAAGCCCUUCAGCCCUGGUGAGAGGGAGAGGAUAGAGAGCGCUGGAGGAUCUGUGACUUUGCAGCGCGUGAAUGGCUCGCUGGCAGUCUCUCGGGCGUUGGGGGACUUCAGUUACAAGACAGCCGAGUGGCGGCCGGUCACAGAACAGAUGGUCUCGCCCGAGCCGGAAGUGUCUGCUGUGGAGCGCUCGCCAGCAGAUGAGUUUCUGGUUUUGGCCUGCGAUGGUGUGUGGGACACUGUCAGUAAUGAAGAGCUCUGUGCCUUCAUACACAGCCGACUGCGUGUCUGCACAGAUUUGAGAGAGGUCUGCUCCCAGGUCAUCGACCUCUGCCUCUAUAAGGGGAGUCUUGAUAACAUCAGCAUCAUCCUAGUCUGUUUCCCUGGCGCCCCCCAGCUGUCACCUGAAGCACUGCACCAGGAGGCUGAGCUGGAGGACUUUCUGGAGUCCAAAGUAGCUGAGAUAUUUGAAGAGCUGAGUGCAAGAGGUGAUGAGCCUGAUUUGCUAUCAGUUCUGACAGUACUGGCUUCAACAGUGAUACCUGGACUACCACCAGGGGGCGGCCUACAGAGCAAGCGGAACUGUAUAAUUUCUGCCUACUAUCAGCAGAAAGAGGCACGGCGAUCAAGAUUAUCCCAGGAACUCAGUCCUACAGGUGCCAAUUAGAGUCCAUCUUUUAUAAAUGCUUAAUGGAUGUGAUAGAUUGAGGAAGAAGUAAAGGUUAUCAGUUGUCUGUCUUUUAAACUCGUAAGAAAUGGAAAGGAUCUUCUUUUUGGACAGCAACAAAAAUUUUACUUCCUUCUUUUUGUAUGUUUCCUAAAUGACGAAACUUAUAAAAAGCAACGCUGUGCCACAAUGCAGGACAAUAAUGACUGUAUAUAACUUUGACUCUUUAGAUUGUUAUACCUUCAGUAUUUUCCUUACCAAAUGUAUUCGAGUCUUACAAUCGACAAUACUCAGGUAAUGUGUUCAAGCAGUGAUGACAAAUUUUUGAGAUUCUCUACAGUCUUUGCAUUCUAACAGGUCGAUUUUUAAACCUAUAUUAACAGAAUAUUAAAUUAGCAACAAGCCAUCAGUGAUGUAUUAAAGGAAUAAUUCACCCAAAAAUGAUUUACUUGCCUUUAGUGCUUACUCCUUUUAGAAGCUUAACAGCAUGUGGUCACGAUAAUUUCCGUGUGUGUGUGUGUUGGAUGAAAGGGGAAAAAACAACCACAUACAGGUUAGGAUCUUGUAAUGACAGGAUUUUCAUUUUUAUGUAAACUAUUCCUUUAAGAAUAUUUAAAAAUGAUGAGAUCUCUAAGAAACAAAUUCUAUUAAAUAGAAUUAGAACAUGCACUUUUAAAUUUUGGAUUAUGUACAGGCCCAUAAUAAUAUGGUCAGAGUGCAAUUUUUCUGCUCUUGAAUAGUUGUUUCCUGUAAAACUCUCUACUCUGUUUGCAUGAUCUGUACUGUGUUGCCUUACUGACCUCUUUGAAAUUAUGCCAAUAUAUAAUGUUACUGAUAUUUCCUAAUGGCUAGCAAAUGAACUGAUGCAGUGCUGUAUCAUGUUGUGUAAUGAUCUUUGUGCACAUUUUACAGAUCUUGUGCAAUAUUUGUGCUAACAUAAAGGUUGAGUAAUAAAGAUAACAAACAGAUCAAGUCA
Ctenopharyngodon idella (grass carp) is the source of this 4163-nucleotide messenger RNA. RefSeq names its product protein phosphatase, Mg2+/Mn2+ dependent, 1Nb (putative) (gene ppm1nb). Gene Ontology annotation, cellular component: cytosol; nucleus. Gene Ontology annotation, biological process: negative regulation of canonical NF-kappaB signal transduction; positive regulation of canonical Wnt signaling pathway; protein dephosphorylation. The transcript has 7 exons. The record is from RefSeq and is a predicted model, not a curated record. The coding region runs from base 1880 to 3187 and encodes 435 amino acids. Lineage: Eukaryota; Metazoa; Chordata; Actinopteri; Cypriniformes; Xenocyprididae. Gene Ontology annotation, molecular function: magnesium ion binding; protein serine/threonine phosphatase activity; manganese ion binding.